AGCAAACAAAACUUGGAAGAGAGAAAGGGUUACAUUACGUUCAUACCAUUUCGUUUGAAUAACAGAUUUUAUUGAAUUCGGAUUUCGGAAGGCAGCUCAUUAAUUCAUGUUCACCUCAUCGAAUUCUGAUCCUUCGUCGCCGUUGGUAACACAUUCUGAUCCUAAUUCCGUUUCCGCAACACACCCUUUACUCCCAGCUUCAAUUUUUAAUCGUUUUAUGGUACAUUGAAGUGAAAUUUUGUUGCUGGGAAGAGUGAGAAUUUGCUGUGUUUAAGUCAGAGUUCCUGUGAGUUUUGAGUGAUAGGUUUACCCUGAAAUCACAUUGAACACUCCAUUUUAUACCUUGGUUAAUCCUGGUUGUUGACCGCUGCAAAUGCUGGCAAGUGGCCCCCCAUCUCGUAUGGGUUCAUCUGUUUCUCCGUCUCAAGGAAUAUUUCCACCUUCGAAUAUUGGAAAUAGUGAAUUCCUUAAUGUUGGGGCCUCUUCUUCUUUUCCCCCGCCUGAAUUAGAUAUGAACAAAAAUGAUGAAACAGAUUUACUCUCAGUAUCAUGGAAUCAGAACAGUGGUUGUAUUGCUGCUGGGACAAGUAAUGGUUUUCGUAUCUAUAAUUGUGAACCUUUCAAGGAAACUUUCAGGCGUGAUUUAAAGAGUGGUGGUUUCAAAAUUGUGGAGAUGCUGUUCCGGUGCAAUAUUCUGGGACUUGUUGGUUCUGUAGGUAAUACCCAUUACCCACCCAAUAAAGUUUUGAUUUGGGAUGAUCAUCAGAGCAGGUGCAUUGGUGAAUUUACAUUCAGAUCUGAAGUUCGCGGAGUGAAGUUGAGACGUGAUCGGAUUGUAGUUGUCCUUGAGCACAAGAUAUAUAUUUAUAACCUUAUGGAUCUGAAGCUUCUUCACCAGAUUGAGACUCUGGCAAAUCCUAGGGGGUUGUGCUGUCUUUCUCACCAUUCAAAUACAUUUGUUUUGGCUUGUCCAGGUCUUUGCAAAGGACAGGUUCGGGUUGAACAUUUUGGACUAAAUGUUACCAAAUUAAUCAAUGCUCAUGAUUCUCAAAUUGCUUGCUUCACUCUGUCAAUGGAUGGACUACUCCUUGCAACUGCUAGUGUAAAGGGCACUUUGAUUAGAAUCUUCAAUACACUGGACGGGUCGCGAUUACAAGAAGUGAGAAGAGGGGUGGAUAGAGCUGAAAUAAACAGUAUGGCUCUGUCACCAAAUGUGCAGUGGUUGGCAGCAUCAAGUGACAAAGGAACUGUUCAUUUAUUCAACUUGAGAGUGAGAGUGUUUGGGGAGGAUACUCGGCCAAACUCUCCCAGAGGGCCUGCUCUGGCCCAUCAGAAUUCUUCAACUUCUUUAGAUCCCUUGGUUUCUCCAAAUACCGGUGCCAAUCCAAAUUCAUCAUUAUCUUUCAUGAGAGGAGUUUUACCAAAAUACUUUAGCUCAGAAUGGUCAUUUGCUCAGUUCCACUUGUCUGAACGCACAAAAUUCAUUGUAGCAUUCGGAUCGCAGUCUCAGAACAGUGUCCUAAUUGUUGGCAUGGAUGGGAGUUUCUAUAGGUGCAGUUUUGAUCCGGUGCGUGGGGGUGCAAUGUUGCAGAAGGAAUAUGUUAGUUUUCUAAAGUUUCAAAGUAGAUCAACUAUUUAGAGUUGUUCCACAUCCUCACCAACCAAACUCUUCUCAGCCAUGUAAAUAUGAUGCAUCCCCAAGAUCAGGCAUAUGUGUAAAUAUGAUCCCCCAACAUUGAAGGCUUGGAGAUACAUUGCUGUCUAUUACUGUAUAAAUCUUGUAUAUAGUAGAGACUAGAGGAAAAUAAAAUGAAAUGAAAUUGUAAAAGAACAAUGCCCAUGGCAAAUAAUUCACUUGUUGAAUCUGCCAUAACACCAUUUCCGGCAAAAUUUUUGAGUAUCAGAUCAUGUUACAAAUAUUUGGCAAGUUUGCAUAACAUAAGUUCAAAUCUCAAUGCCCUUGAUGUAUUAAAAUGUCUUGCUACA
Messenger RNA from Arachis stenosperma, 1986 nucleotides. Its product is annotated as autophagy-related protein 18c-like. The transcript is spliced from 6 exons. The record is from RefSeq and is a predicted model, not a curated record. The coding region runs from base 374 to 1639 and encodes 421 amino acids. Gene Ontology annotation, molecular function: protein binding; phosphatidylinositol-3-phosphate binding; phosphatidylinositol-3,5-bisphosphate binding. NCBI's taxonomy places the organism in Eukaryota, Viridiplantae, Streptophyta, Magnoliopsida, Fabales, Fabaceae. Gene Ontology annotation, cellular component: cytosol; phagophore assembly site membrane; extrinsic component of membrane. Gene Ontology annotation, biological process: protein lipidation; autophagy of mitochondrion; nucleophagy.